This is a messenger RNA of Aspergillus chevalieri, 1692 nucleotides long. RefSeq lists its product as uncharacterized. The transcript has a single exon. Bases 1 to 1692 code for a protein of 563 amino acids. Gene Ontology annotation, molecular function: hydrolase activity, hydrolyzing O-glycosyl compounds. The record is from RefSeq and is a predicted model, not a curated record. NCBI's taxonomy places the organism in Eukaryota, Fungi, Ascomycota, Eurotiomycetes, Eurotiales, Aspergillaceae.
AUGCGCUCCGCAGCGUACUUUUUUACCUUUUCUGUGGCCUUCCAACUCGCCCAAGCUGCUGUGACAGCGAACAACAGCCAACUGCUCACCUGGUGGCAUAACACCGGUGAGAUCAACACCCAGACCCCAGUUGCCGAUGAUAAUGUGCGCCAGUCAGGACUCUACUCGGUCCAAGUCCGCACUACUCCCGGUCAAACCAGCCCCUACUAUGAUUCCUUCGUCUAUGAAGCUAUUCCCGCAAAUGGAAUGUCGGACCAGUUGCAGUAUACGCAAAGCUACAACCAAACCCAGGCGUGGACUUCAUUCCUUUACUCUCGCGACGCCACUGUGAAAAUUAGCCGGAAUGCUUCCUAUUCCAGCAGCAACAUCGUCAUUCGCCCCACAACUCUGAACUUCCCGGUGAGAUACGACAACAACAGCGUUUACAUCACCGUUCCUUACAGCCCCCAUGGAUACCGCUUCUCGGUCGAGUUUGACGAUGAUCUGAUUUCCCUUGCUCCCAGUGGUGCGAAGCAACCUUCCCGUGCGCUCCUGAUCUUUGCAAGCCCGUUCGAGAACUCCUCGCUCAAGCCCCAAUCGGACUCCUCCAACGCCAUCGCCCCGAAACCAGGACGGGUCCUCGGUCUUAACACUACAACUGCAUCGACGGUCAUCUUCAACCCGGGCGUGUACUACUUCACCGGUCAAGACCACAUGGUUCUUAGCCCCAGUGUGACUUGGGUCUACAUCGCCCCCGGCGCAUACGUGAAAGGCGCCGUGGAGUUCCUGUCCACCGCAUCCGAGGUGAAAGUCAGCGGCCAUGGGGUUCUUUCCGGAGAGCAAUACGUCUGGUAUGCCGAUCCGGAUGUUGGAUACCAAAAGGCCACCGGGGCCAACAACAACGGACUCCGAAUGUGGCGCGGGACUCUGGGCAACAGCAGCCAGACAUUUAUCCUGAAUGGUGUGACCGCCAGCGCUCCUCCGUUCAACAGCAUGGACUGGACUGGAAACAGUCUGGAUCUGAUCACAUGCAGAGUCAAUGAUUAUAAGCAGGUCGGCGCGUUCUAUGGCCAGACUGACGGGUUGGAAAUGUACCCUGGCUCGAUUGUACAGGAUGUGUUUUACCAUACCAAUGAUGAUGGCUUGAAGAUGUAUUACUCGAACGUGACAGCGCAGAAUAUCAUCAUGUGGAAGGAGAGCGUGGCUCCGGUGGUCGAGUUUGGAUGGACACCCAGAAGCACAGAGAAUGUUCUAUUCGACAAAAUCGAUGUCAUCCAUCAAGCAUACCAAAGUGCAUACAACAAUCCGGGCAUCUUUAGCGCAGUCAACAACUACCUCUACGCUCCUGAUGGCCUUUCUUCAAAUCACUCAACAGGCAACAGCAACAUGACAGUCCGAAACAUUACCUGGUCGAAUUUCAGAGCUGAAGGACCAUCUUCCGCCCUGUUCCGGAUCAACCCAAUACAGAAUUUGGAUAAUAUCUCCAUUAAAAAUGUGUUCAUUGAGACCUUCGAGCCUUCAUCUCUCAAUACUACCGAUAGCUGGAUGCCUGUGUGGUAUGACAUCAACAAUGGAAAGCAGAUCACGGUUACAGACUUUUCAAUUGAGAGUUUCACAGUUGGAAAUACGACUAUCACCGCUAAUAAUGCCGCCAGUGUCGGACAAAUUGACGGUGUGGAUCCAGCUUAUGCAGCGUCUGUUCAUUAUGAAUAG